Erigeron canadensis is the source of this 1275-nucleotide messenger RNA. RefSeq names its product tetratricopeptide repeat domain-containing protein PYG7, chloroplastic. Gene Ontology annotation, molecular function: molecular adaptor activity; protein binding. The record is from RefSeq and is a predicted model, not a curated record. Lineage: Eukaryota; Viridiplantae; Streptophyta; Magnoliopsida; Asterales; Asteraceae. Gene Ontology annotation, cellular component: membrane; TRC complex. Bases 61 to 1077 code for a protein of 338 amino acids. The transcript is spliced from 7 exons. Gene Ontology annotation, biological process: post-translational protein targeting to endoplasmic reticulum membrane.
AAGUUGGAUAAGAAGAAGAUAGGGGAGUGAGAGAGUAAAAUCACUAGAAAGCUUUUGGGGAUGGCGAUAAUGAUGAGCUGCUCCUCCAUUUACUCUUGUUGUAUAACCUCCGAUGUCCCUUCCAUCUCUCUUGAAUCACCAAUUGGUGGUCGACAAUAUAUAGUUUUCCCUGGACGCUUUUUGUACAGACAGAGGCUCAAGGGUGCAAAUUCGUGUAGAAGAGAACUGGGAGCUUUUCAGACACUUAUCUCUGCAAAACUUGAUGAUGCUGCCCUGGGCCGACCACCUGCUUGUCCGGCACCAGGACCGAGUGCUGUUGAUAUGCGACGUGUAUCCUUGGCAGUCAGUGGUAGAGGAUCCAUGCCAGAGUUACCAAGUGAAAAAUAUUCGAGAAACUUAAAAAUUGAUCUGGUUAGGACAGCAGUGUUUACAAGCGGAUCAAUCAUUUUGUUGACGUGUUCGGACCCUGUAGCAGCAAGUGAAUAUUUGAAAAUCAAUUCCGUCUACGAGGUUGGGGAGUUAUUUGAAUUAGGGAUACAACUAUCCUACCUUCUUUUGCUGUUAGGCUUGCUUGGUGUUGGGACCUUUUUUGUUAUCCGUCAAGUUCUUGUCCGCAGAGAACUUGAUCUUUCUGCAAAAGAGUUGCAGGAACAAGUGAGGAGUGGUGAUGCAAGUUCAAUGGAGCUUUUUGAACUCGGGGCAGUGAUGUUAAGAAGGAAAUUCUAUCCAGCUGCUACAAAGUACUUGCUCCAGGCAAUCGAUAAAUGGGAUGGAGAUGACCAGGAUCUUGCUCAGGUUUACAAUGCGCUGGGUGUGAGUUAUGUUCGUGAUGGGAAAACCGACAAGGGAAUAUCUCAGCUUGAAACUGCUGUGAAGAUUCAGCCAGGGUAUGUCACUGCUUGGAACAACCUGGGUGAUGCGUAUGAGAAAAAGAAAGAUUACAAAUCUGCUCUAAAAGCAUUUGAGGAAGCUCUGCUAUUUGAUCCAAACAACAAACUGGCUAGACCAAGGCGAGAUGCGUUGAAAGACAAAGUGCAAAUGUACAAAGGGAUUCCUCUCAAGGGCAAGCAAAGAUGAUUUAUCCCAGUUUACUUUUUCUUUGUUUCCAGGUUAUUAUAUAAUGAGAAUUUUGUUGUCAUAGUGAACUUGUUUAAUGUUCGUGAAAUGUGUUUAUAAGAAGAUUUUCAAAUGCAUAUUCUUCUUUUGGCCAAGCACAAACCCGUAAACAGGGAGAGAUCCUUUUCGGCUAUUCAAGAAAAGUUGAUUCUUUCUUUU